Messenger RNA from Anisakis simplex (herring worm), 786 nucleotides. The record is from the annotation of a GenBank genome assembly. Lineage: Eukaryota; Metazoa; Nematoda; Chromadorea; Rhabditida; Anisakidae.
AUGGGAAUGACAUUGUACAAUCUGUACGCGUCUUGUGGUUUGUCGACAAUGUAUACAUGGUAUCUGAUCUCACUAAGCUACGAUAUCCCAAUGACGGUCCUUUCUUGCAGCUUGAUACGACGGAUUCUUGGGGUGACGCUCAGCUCAAGCCAUUUAUCACUUCUGCAUGGCGUUCUAAGCACUUUGCAAUUUGCAUUCGGUAUUAUCGGUAUGGAAGAUAUUUGUGGUCCUACAGCUAAACUACCUUUUAUUGUGUCAAUUGUUCUACUACCCGUGGUGCCGUUAUCGAUUCUAAGUGCACUGCUUCUGAACUUACGCAUUCUGUUCUAUUUGUAUCUUGGAGCAAUAAUCAAAAAAGUGAAUGAAGUGAAUUACUGGCAAAAGUGUGUGUAUGGUUUGCUGGCACAAACCCUGAUACCGUGCUUCUUCGUUUUACCGGCUUCAGUGGGUGAAGUAGCUUUCUUCAUCAAUUCUAAAAUCCAUUUUCCGGACGUAUUCUGGAUAGUGAUCAAUGGCUUAACGUGUAUAUAUCUCUCGGUGAAUCCACUCAUUACUAUAAUAGCAGUGAAUCAAUACAAUAAAAUCGUAAAGCAAAUACUUGGAAUAUCACAGAGUCCACGAGCUGCGUUGAGUUCAAACGCUAAGCAAGUGGUUCCCAUCAGUGUUAUUGCUGGACCGAGUGUUUGUCGCACCAUAAACGGUCGUACAUUGUGGCCGGGCAGUGUUCCUCAGAAUACGACCCGCUUCGGUGCCGUUGAACAGCACCAAGUAUUCAUGCGUGAAUGA